Messenger RNA from Lolium rigidum, 1503 nucleotides. RefSeq names its product hexokinase-10-like. Gene Ontology annotation, molecular function: D-glucose binding; fructokinase activity; mannokinase activity. Bases 1 to 1503 code for a protein of 500 amino acids. Gene Ontology annotation, biological process: intracellular glucose homeostasis; glycolytic process; glucose 6-phosphate metabolic process. NCBI's taxonomy places the organism in Eukaryota, Viridiplantae, Streptophyta, Magnoliopsida, Poales, Poaceae. The transcript is spliced from 9 exons. The record is from RefSeq and is a predicted model, not a curated record. Gene Ontology annotation, cellular component: mitochondrion; cytosol.
AUGGGGAGAGCGGGUUGGCUCCGGGUGGCCGCGGCGGCGGGCUGUGCGGCUCUGACGUGCGCGUUUGCGACGGCGCUGGUAGCGAGGAGGGUAGCGGCCUGGAGGCGGUGGCGCCGGGCAUUGGCCGUGGUGCGAGACUUCGAGGAGAGCUUCGCCACGCCCGCGGAGCGCCUGCAGCGGGUCGUCAACUCCCUGGCCAUCGAGAUGUUCGCCGGGCUCGCGUCCGAGGACGCGAGCAAGGUCCGGAUGCUCCUUACCUGCGUCGACUCGCUCCCGGACGGGAGUGAGGAAGGCAUCUAUUACGCCAUUGAUAUUGGAGGAACGUGCUUUAGAUUUUUGAAAGUCGAACUUGGUGCAGGGUCUACAAUCAUUAAUCAAAAAGUUGAGUAUCAACCUAUCAAAGAAGAAUUGACUAAAGGUACAAGCGAGGAAUUUUUCAAUGUCAUUGCCUCCACACUGAAGAAUUUUAUUGAAAGAGAGGGUGAUGAAGGAAGGGCACUUGGUUUUACAUUUUCUUUUCCUGUCAGACAACUUUCUAUAACCUCAGGGUCAUUAAUCCGUUGGACUAAAGAAUUUUCAAUUGAAGAAGCUGUUGGGAAAGAUGUUGCCCAGUGCUUAAAUGAAGCCCUUGUAAGGAAUGGACUAAAUUUACAGGUCAAUGCAUUGAUGAAUAAUACUGUGGGGACACUGGCUUUGGGGCAUUAUUAUGAUGAGGAUACAGUAGCUGCAGUGAUUAUUGGAGCUGGCACCAACGCUUGCUAUAUUGAGAAUAAUGAGGCGAUAACUAAAGGCCAGGGCCUUCUUACUAACUCGGGUCAAACGGUCGUAAAUGUUGAAUGGGGGAGCUUCCGCCCUCCGCAAAUACCAUUAACUCCUUAUGACAUCUGCUUCAAUAAUGAGACACAAAAUUACUAUGACCAGGGUUUUGAGAAAAUGAUAUCGGGUGUGUAUCUUGGAGAGAUUGCAAGAUUGGUGUUCCACAAAAUGGCUCAAGAGUCGGAUGUAUUUGGUACUGCUAUUGAUGGUUUAGCAACCCCAUUCAUCUUAAGCACGCCAUGUCUAGCUGCUAUCCGUGAGGAUGAUUCCCUGGACUUGAGAGAAGUCGGAAGGAGAAUGGAAGAACAUCUGAAGAUACCCAAUGUCCCUCUCAAGACUCGCCGGCUUGUGCAGAGAGUGUGCGACAUCGUCACCCGAAGAGCUGCACGUCUAGCAGCAGCUGGAAUUGUUGCAGUACUGCAAAAAAUCGGCCGUGAUGGAACGCGUUGUGGCACCACCCAAGUUCGAAGAAUGACAGGUGUGCCAAAGAGAUCGGUCAUCGCAAUUGAGGGCGGCCUCUACCAAGGAUAUUCAGUGUUUAGAGAGUAUCUGAAUGAAGCCGUGGUGGAGAUCCUUGGAGAGGAGAUUGCGCCCACAGUUGUCCUUAGAGUGGUGGAGGAGGGAUCUGGGAUUGGGGCUGCUCUCCUCGCAGCAGCAUAUUCGUCGAAUAGACAGGAGUCCAUAUAG